Fomitopsis serialis is the source of this 335-nucleotide messenger RNA. RefSeq lists its product as uncharacterized. Bases 99 to 293 code for a protein of 64 amino acids. NCBI's taxonomy places the organism in Eukaryota, Fungi, Basidiomycota, Agaricomycetes, Polyporales, Fomitopsidaceae. The record is from RefSeq and is a predicted model, not a curated record. The transcript has 3 exons.
CCAACACUCCCAUUGGAUCACUAUCAUCUCCAUGUAAGUUGCUCUUCCAGGUCGCCUCAUGAUUGCUGACAAGAAGAUGCUCUUGAGAGGCUCCUCCGAUGAAUGGCGUCCGGUGUACCGCGAUACCACAUACGAACAGGUUCUCCAGAACCCUGCGCCACAUUCAUUUGUCGCACCACUUCUCAGCCCUUCGUGGUCAUAGUAGGCUUCGCCCAAGCUUCGUGAACCCUUGUCCAGGAACGCACGUUCUACCAGCGAGUUUGAGUUUGGGUGUCUAUGCGUUCCCGGCGUAGGAAGUGUCAGAGUGACAUGAGGGGCAGAUCGAAGAAGCAGAA